Molecule: messenger RNA, 4425 nt
Organism: Ailuropoda melanoleuca (giant panda)
Lineage: Eukaryota; Metazoa; Chordata; Mammalia; Carnivora; Ursidae
Gene: PARP10
Product: poly(ADP-ribose) polymerase family member 10
Source: RefSeq, a predicted model, not a curated record
UGGCAGGCCAAGGCGCUGGCUUGCGGGGCUGGGCUCUACCGGGAACUCUGGGUUCUCGAGGUUGGGUCCUACCCGCUGUGGCCGCCUUGCUGGCUCUUCUCCGAGUCCCAGGCCUGCGCUAUGCGUCCCGCACUGUCCGCCGAGGGGUAGGCUUGGGCCGUGGAGGCUGAAGACGCUAGAGGCAGAGGCCAGGCCUGGCUAACUUGGUUCAGGCACUUGGGAAAUGUAUUCCUGAAUCUGGGAUAUGCUGAGGCUGCCAAGGACCCUCUAUGCCUCCUUGGUCUUAAAACACCACUUUUCCUUUCCUCUCGCUCUUUCAUCCGAGUCUAUCCCAAAUCAAGAGGCCUGACGUUUCAUUGCCCCAUCCUCUCUAGCCUCAUUGAGAUCAAACCAGACCUGUUAGCCUUCCUGUCUUCACCACAUCUUUGCAGUUUGUAAAGGCAGCGUUCCUAGCCUUGUUCCAUCACCAGGACUGGAGGCCAAGUCGGCUUCUUCCCUGGCUCCAGCAGGCCUCCCGAGGGUGUGCUGACUGCCACGGCCAGCACGAUUCCUGCAGCAGCGCCCGGGGGGCCUGGUUCGUGGAGGGCUGGCCCCCGCCUGACCCAAGGUGGCUCGGAAAUUGGAAAUUGCUCUAUGCUGUGCCCAUGGUGAGCUGGUUCACCGUGUGAGAGCGGGGGCUAGCAGGGGAAGCCUUGAUCUCUACCUUUGGCACCUGUUGCUGUUACAAACACACACCAUCACAGCUGGUUCACAAGAAUUCCUGAACACUUAGCCACCUGGGCGUGGUGUCUCUGCUCGGGCACACUGCGGUCUGUGGCGGGCUGUCUAGAGCACGGUUUGAUGUAGUAAGUAAGUCACACGGCGUGUUGGAAGGAGAUUAGUUCUAUGAGAAGAGAAGAUACAGGGCAGGCAGGGACGGAUUCAGGUUUUGUAGAAUAAGAAACCCAUGCAAUUUCAGGGGCUCACUCUGACAAAAGUAACUAAAAUGACGACUGUGAAGUUGAGGUCAGGGCCUUGGAUGGGGCCCGUGCAAGUCAAAGGUCCUUAGGACUUUAGGUUCAAGUUAAAUCUACCAAGAAGAGUGCGGUAAGGGGAGGCGUGGGGGAGUGGUAGCUGGGUGGCUCUGUGGAGAGGCGAUCCGGCAGAGGGAAGGGCCAGUGCUUGGGUGCUGAGCGGGGAGUGGUCUGUUAAACUGCAGGAAGAGGCGGGAGCUGGCUGAGCAGGGGGAGUGCAGGGAGGAUGUGGACAGAGAGGGGAGCGGGGCCUGGCAAGGCCUGCAAAGGACUUUGGCUUUCCCAAAGCCCAAGCUGUAGCAGGUGUCGGUACCCCUUCACAAGGCUCACCCUGCCCUCUCUGUGGAGGAUGGACAGUGGGGUGCGGUGGGAGUGGCAGAGGGAGAUUAAGACAAGAGGUUAGUGCAAUGAUCCAGGGAAGAGAUGAUGGAGGCUCAGCCCGGGGCUUGAGGUGUGGGCUGGGCAGGUCCUCAGUGCCCUGCAGGAGCAGCAGGGGCGGGCUGAGGGGUAAAUGAGAGUUGGGAGAUGGACAGCAGCAGGGGGAACGACUCUGAGAGGCUGGAAGCUGAUGAGCAAAGGGAGGGGUGGUCAGUUGCAAGAGCCCAUGUGGGUUUUAAAAGUGCAGGCUGGGUGAGGCCUGGCACCACCUUGGGCCCUGUGUGCCUCCAUUUCCCCUUCUGUGAUGAGGAUUUGCUGCAGCAACACAUGUCAGUGAAGUGUCUGCACCUGCUGGGUUAGCCGUGACGACGGCAGCGAUGGCGUCAGGCGGGAAGACGGGCAGGUGCACAGACAGAGGCACUGGGAGGGCAGCAGAGGAAGGCUGUGCUGGCAGGGGUGGAGGCCUUGCUGGCCCAGGGCGAGAGCUGCUCACCUUCGGCACGUAGGAAGCAUGAGGCCUGGUUAGCUGCUGGGUGUGAAGGCUGAGGGGCUGGAUUUGGGAAGACUCCUGGCCAGAGGUGACUGCCAGCCCCAGCCGGGAGCAGGUCUGGUGGGCUGGACUGAGGAGUCAAGCCCGGCCAGCGCCUCUCGGUCAGCUAGGGGCUCUUUGCAGGCUCAGGGGCUGGGGGUGGAAGAUUCUGCAGGAGGGGGCUGCCCGAAGGAAGGCAAGCAUCAAGGAGGUGGUCCCCUAGCCCCAGCUCCGCGGGGCCCGUAGUAACUCUUUUGUUCUCCUGUCCCAGGCCUUCUGCCUGCAGAGCAGGCUCGGGAGUCCUGGCUGAAGGUAGGGCUGGGGCAGCUCAGGGCCCGUGGAGUGGGAGUUCUGAGCGUGCCCCCACCCACCGCGAUGGGAUGGCAGAGGUGGGGGCGGGGGGAGGAGGAGGCAGGGGCAGCAGCUGCGCUCAGUGGGCUGCCCCCUGACAUCCCGGAGGAGCUGCUUCUGCUCUACCCCGAGGCCCGCCGCUCUGGGGGAGGACCUGUGUUGAGCUGGCAGAGACUUGGUGGGGGGGGGGCACUCACUUUUCAGGAGCCUGAAGGUGAGGGGCAGCCUGAGGGCCCUCUGGUGGCUGUGGGCCCUGAUGCCCCACGUGCCCCUGCAUGCCUGCUGCUCCAAGGACUGCCCCCCGACGCCACACCCCAGCACCCGGAGCAGCACAGCCAGACCCUGCUGCGGGCCACGGGGCCCCCAGCGCAGCCCUGCUGUGCCCGGGACAGUCCCCGACCAGACUGGGUCCUGGCCCAACUGCCCCGGCCCCUCUCCAAAGCAGAAGUCUGAGUCCUGAAGGAACAGGCCCUGGGCCUGGAGGGAGCUGAGGUGUCCCAGGUUGGAGACGUGCGUGUGGUGAGGGGCAUCCCCGAGACGGCCUCGCUGCAGGAGCUAUACCUGGAGACUGAGCUCCAUGGUGGCAGGGGGCCCCUGGAGGGCCUUCGAGACCUGCCUGGGCCUGGCACGGUUGCACCCUUCCAGCAGCAGCAGGUGGCUAAGAGGGUCCUACAGCAGGACCCCCAGCUGCGGUGCUCAGAACCGACUGUCCCCCACUAUGACAUCCUGGGGCCUGAGGAGCUUGCCCAGGACACCGGUGGAGGGGACUACCUGGUCAAGUUGGGGCCUGGGGCCACCAAGCAUGCUUUCCUGGAGGCCGGAGGGCCAGUGAGGGCAUUGAAGGGUGCGGGGCUGGUGACACUGGGCUCUGGGGAGGAAGCAGGGCAGACAGGAGCCUCUCUGAGGGUGGGUCCCCUAGGGUCUCUGAGACAGGCUGGGUCCAUCAGCUUGGGGCUCAUGGGGUCAUUGGGAUGGGGGGCUGGUGAGCCAGGGCCCAUGGGGUCUCCAGGCCCCGUGGGCCCAGCGGAGAUGGCUGCAGGGUCUCUGGAGCAUGUCUCCCACAUGCCUUGCAGCCCCCAGACUGCACAGGGAGGACCAGGAGAAGGUGAGCCCGGAGGAGGUCUGAGCGCGGCCAUCCACCUGGAGGGCCUGGGUGGGGAGGACUGGCUGUCUCCGGAGCUGUGGGCAGAGGAGUCUGAGGGGACUCCAGCGUGCUUGGAGGAGCUGGAUGUGGCUGAGCCGGUGGCACUGGGGGCUGCCGUGGGGGUGCACGUCCAGGAGGAGGCGGUGGGGUCCUGGGCGGCAUAUGGCCUGCAGAGCUGGGAGCCUGUCUGCAGCUGUGCCCUGGUACGGAGGCAGCGCCGCGCUUCGCCCGUCGCCCGCACUCGCCUCGGCGCCUGCGUGACGGCACGUGGCACACGUGACCUGUUCUUCACUGACAACCUGGGAGCCUGUUUCCUGACCUGCGCCGUGGGAGGUCCAGAUGCACCAAGAGUGCUGGAACAGCCCCCUGAGAGGCGCCCAGUGGAGCAGGUCCUAUACCAUGGCCCAUUGGCCUGGGCAGUCCCUGACAUCUGUGCGCCAUAGCUACAGAGGCCUUAAACGGUGAGGCCAGGCACACUCUAUGGGUAAGACCGCUACUGGCCCCCCAGUGCUGGCCACAAGGUGGUGUUCCGGGCACGGGUGCUGACCGGUCACUACGUGCAGGGGAACAGGGGAACAGGGGAGCAGGGUCGUGGAGGCCUGCGGGCGCCCCCCCUGCAGGCCCCUAGCCACGUGUUCCUGCAUAACAGAGCGAUGGACUGCCUCCGCCAGCCCAUCUUUGUCGUCUUUAAGGCACUGCCCACCCGCCUCAUUACUGGCAAGCACUUGCCUGGGUCCCUGGCUCCCCGGGGCUCCCCGCUGCGCAUAGCCUUACUGCCCCCUCGGCUGCCUGAGUUGCCCCUGGGGGUGCCCCUGCCUCUGGCUGUGGUGCGUAGACAGGCGGGUGCGGACGGGGAGGACCAGGGCCGUGUCCCCGCUUGGGGCACGUACCUGCCGGAGCCGGCCCAGCCACCAGAGGCGCGGGGAGGGGUGCGCCGGGCGAGAGCGGCGCGCACUAGUCGGGCGCUGCCCGUCCAGCGGAACGCGCGCUCCAGCCCGUUUCCUCGGUGA